AUGGAAUCUGAAUAUGCUGCAGCACAAAAACUGCUAUUAGGUAUUCUCGCUAAGCGAGGUGAAGCAGUUGCCGAAAAGGCAUUAGUGAAGCUCGUUCUAUGGGCUAGGGAGAAAGGAUUUCUUGCAAAUCCUUCUUAUCUUUUUGACUGGGCUGCGUGGCGCGCCGUGGGGGAUGAAUUAUGGGACUGCACGAUCACGAAAAAGGGCAAAGAGCCCUUUGGGGGCUGUGGGGAAACUUGGCGGACUGUCGCUGAUGCUUUACAAGCGCUGAAGGCGGAGUCAAAAGUUGCCGCUGCCGCUGUGCGCGCCAUAGCACCCCUCAAUCCCCCGGCUGAAACUCAUCCUACCACGACGAGUCGUAUGAGUGCUUUCUUUGGGGUGAGCCAGAAUUACCCAAUGAAAGGAAUGACUGGGAAAGUUUGUACCAGCGUCCGCGAGCUCUUAAAUCCGGCUGUAAAAAAGGGGAAUGCGUCUGAGGACAUAGACGACCCCAGUGCGCCGGAGGCGCCCGAUGUUCACCCAUCAGAGGGCGGAAGUGCAAUGACACAGGAACCGGAAGUAUCCACAGUAGCCGGCUGCACUGAUAAACAAUGGGGGGUACAUAAGUUUUUGUAUAUGCCAAAUUCACCAAAACCUCUGUUAGGGAGGGAUUUGUUGGAACAAUUGGAAGCAGAAAUAAAAUUUGAAAAAGGUAAAAUAGAAUUUAAGGUAUGAGACCAACAAUUGAUUAAAGUUUUAAGCUUAGCUCUCAUCAAUAGUCCCAUCAAAACUGACAUACCUGAAGAAGUCCGAAAUCAGGUAUACCCAGGGGUAUGGGCAUCGGAGGCAUUGGGAAAAGCAAAAACUGCCACCCCAAUAGUAGUUAAGGUAAAGCAAGGGGCAAAUCCUGGAAGAAUCAAACAAUAUCCACUAAGAAUGGAAGACUGGAAAGGUUUCCAACCGAUAAUAGAUCAGUUUAUUAAAUAUGGGCUAUUGAUAGAAUGUGAGUCAGAAUAUAAUACCCCUAUUUUACCAGUAAAGAAACCGGACGAGAAAUACAGGAUAGUACAAGAUCUUAGGGCUAUUAAUAAAAUAACUGAGGACUUACACCCUGUGGUGGCUAAUCUUUAUACAUUAUUACCCAAAUUAGUACCUGAAUUAACUUGGUUUACCAUACUGGACCUGAAGGAUGCCUUCUUUUGUCUGCCUUUGAGCCCAGAAAGCCAGCCAUUGUUUGCUUUUGAGUGGGAAAAUCCAGACUCUGGGAGACUAACUCAACUUACAUGGACAGUGUUACCUCAAGGAUUUAAAAACAGUCCUACUCUUUUUGGAAAUCAAUUAGCCAAGGAUCUGGACCAAUGGGAAUGGCCAUCUGAGGCAGGAGUAGUACUGUAA
Molecule: messenger RNA, 1374 nt
Organism: Cuculus canorus (common cuckoo)
Lineage: Eukaryota; Metazoa; Chordata; Aves; Cuculiformes; Cuculidae
Exons: 2
Source: RefSeq, a predicted model, not a curated record